AUGAGUUCAAAUAAUAAUAAUAACAAAUUUUUAAUAGUUCUACUUUUAACAAUAUUUCUAUUGUCAUUGUCGGUAAACGCAUGUGAAAAAGCUUGUAGAGUUGGUAUUUCAACAUCGUUUUCAAACGCGUAUAAGAAAGAAUUGAAGAUUUUCUUUGACGAAUUAGCGAGUGGCAUCAACAUUUAUUUAUUUGAUAAUGCUGAUCCAUCGACCUUUACAAAUAAUCCCGACACCAACUCUGAGCAGUUUAAAACAGAUAUUAGAACAGCGAUUGAUUCAGAGGUUUCACAUCUUUACGAUAAUUCAACUAGCACAUUUCCGGAUAUGAUUGAGGAUGCAAUUUUUGAACAAGAACCAAAAUUUAAAGGUCAAUGUCAACAUCCAUACAGAGUGGAUCAACCACCAGAUGGUGUUAGAUGGAAAGAUGAAGAUUGUGUUAAAAUGGAUUAUAUUUGUGGUAAUCCACCUUCAAUCUGCCAUCAUAUGGAUUCAAUUGUCAAGCCAAGAAAUGUUUUGAAUGUAAGAAAUCUAAUUGAAAGUGAUUGUUUGACUGCUGGACCUUUUGAAAAUGACUUGGUGGAUACUGUUAUCAGUGCUUCAAGAGCUAAAGGUUUUUCAAGUACAAGUUCCCAAAAAUUUGGUGAGGCCACAAGAAAAAACAUCAGAACUCAACUUCAAACUUUUGCUAAAGAUGUUGAAACAAACUUUUGUUCAAACAAUAAUUGUGAACAAUAUGACACUCAAAUUAAACAUGAAUUAUUAGGUUAUCCUUAA
This is a messenger RNA of Entrophospora candida, 774 nucleotides long. The record is from the annotation of a GenBank genome assembly. Lineage: Eukaryota; Fungi; Glomeromycota; Glomeromycetes; Entrophosporales; Entrophosporaceae.